Messenger RNA from Aethina tumida (small hive beetle), 567 nucleotides. Its product is annotated as ejaculatory bulb-specific protein 3. NCBI's taxonomy places the organism in Eukaryota, Metazoa, Arthropoda, Insecta, Coleoptera, Nitidulidae. The record is from RefSeq and is a predicted model, not a curated record. Bases 90 to 491 code for a protein of 133 amino acids. The transcript has 2 exons.
AGUAAAACACAUUUUCCAUAUAAAUACGUAAACAAAACUCACCACCGUCAGUCAAUUAUUCCUCCACAAUCAUCUUUAGUGAGAAGAAAAUGAAAUUGGUCGUGGUUUGUCUUAUUGUCGUUUCUGUAGCGUAUGGAAGUCCAGAUGAAAAGCCAAAGCAGCCACCAAAAUAUACAACAAAGUACGAUAAUGUUAACGUAGAUGAGAUAUUGAAAAGUGAUAGGUUGUUAAAGAAUUACGUCAACUGUUUGGUGGAUAAAGGAAAAUGCACACCAGAUGCAGAAGAAUUAAAAAGAGUUCUACCAGACGCCCUUCAUAACGACUGCUCCAAAUGUAGCGAAAAACAAAAAGUCAACAGUGAUAAGAUUGUCUCCUUUUUGAUUGAGAAGAAAAAGGACCUGUGGACUGAAUUGGAAGCCAAAUAUGACAAAAAGGGAGAGUACAAAAAGAAAUAUGACGCAAAAUUAAAGCAGCUUUCUCCCAAAGCUUAACUAAUUCAUCAAUAUAAGCCACAUUGUGAUUCUUACUUAGUUUAAAGUCAAUAUACUGUAAUAAGAAUAUGGUAGA